AAUAUCUGUGACGUAGGAAUAUAUUACUAUCUGCGUAUUCUGAGCCGAUCCAGACCAUAGCUCUUUCAUUUUGGGCAAAGCUGGACUUUUUUCAAUGUAUAGAAAUGGAUAUAACGUGAUAUUUUAGCAUAAAGAUAUUUCCUGAAAACGAAGCAUCAAGAUGAUGCAUUUACAGUUUCCAAAAAGGCGGGAUUUCUACUCCUGGGAAGAAUUAAGCUGUUUGUCGAGGGCUCUUGGGUUUCCCAGUGAAACCAUCACCAACUGCAUUCCGGAGGAGGUGACAAAAACACAAGAUGGGAUCAGUCUCAAGGCUAUCUUGAAGUUGAUUGAGCUGAAAUACUUCAACGAUGCACUAGAUCGUUCCAUCAACAUGCACACUGCUGAUUACAACAUAAACACGUUGCUGAAGAGUCUAAAACUUCUGAACCACAGGUUACUGAGCUUUUCUGAGCUGAAUGACGUCCGGGUUGCCUUCCAAGUUUACGAGGCUGGCGACAUGCGAGGCAUGGUCAUAGACACCCACACGCAGCUACGAGCCCUCAAGCUAUGUGACCGCACCAUAGCACCUAUGAAAAUGACGCACCGCAUCAAGCACAUGCAGGAGAACUUUGACGAGCCAGGACGGAUACAACUCUACGAAUUCCUGGAUCUGAUCGUCCUAUGCGAGCUGUCUAAGGACGUGGACGUUCCGGAUUUCAAGUACGGAGCAUUGGACAAAACGUGGCGGCGUCUCUUUCAGCUUGAUAAUUUCGAGGAAGUCUGUACGACCAAAGAUGAGAAGUUGGAGCAGCGCUUGAACCAGCAGUUCCGAGAGACGGAGCUGAACUACGGCAAGGAGCAGCUGGCCAGCAAACGGAUCCCACGAGAGAGCGCGGUCGACACCUCACGGAGGAUUGAACAGGUGCGCCACCAUAACAGGAAGUACCGCGAACUGCAAGGGUUCAUGGGACAGUCCACGGCCCAGGUCCAGCGGACGAAAGCCGGGCACGUCCGGUGCCGCCCGGUCACCGCCCCCGAGAUCGACGCGUUCCGUCUCCCGCCCGACUCGCCGCUCCACUCGCUGCCGCGCCCGCACACCGUGUCCGACCUCACGCCACGCUUGACCACAGCACGGCCCUCGCAGGAGUCACGCUGCCGACCUCAGUCGGCACCGCACUCGGCCACGUCCGACCGCUCCAGCAGGUCCCAGAAGUUUUUCAGCUCGGUGGAGAGUACGAUGCCGGAAGACCCCAGAAUACGACUACUGCAGGCUCUGCACGAGAAAAGGACUCUGAAGUCAGUCCCGCCUGGCUCCACUUCAAGGAACGCCAGAACCGAGCUGGCAAACUCCAGCCUGUCCUCGGAGCAGCCUUGGAAGAGUAUGAUCAACACCUACGUGCGACCUUCGACCCCGCGGGUGGUCACAGAGCAGGACGUGGUCGAGCGGCAGCAUGUUCUGGACAGCCUACAAUAUCAGAUAGAGACACUGGAGGAGAGGACUUUGCAGAAGCUCGAGCAGCAAAUGAAGAUGCACCUCCCUCGUUACUAUCGGCAGAAGAAGGAAACGAUGGAGGAUGAGAGGAGAACUCCAACCCCCAUCAAACCCAAGAAGAAAGGGAAGAAAAAGAAAUCAAAGGUUGCACACGUGCCUCCGGAAUCCAUCGAAAGAUUAGUCCAUCCUGUCUUGAGACAGUACCAUGACGUCCACGACAAGAACUGCGAUGCUCGAAUGCAGGAAUUUGAUGUUCCUAAGAGCAGCCGGCGGCCAAAGACAAAAGGAGAUGAGAGGAAAUCAGAGAAUUUUAUUCCCAAACCGCAGUUGUUUCUUGACGGUCGCAGGCUGAGCGUCUCCAGCGAUAAGAACUUUGAGACAGCGAGCACGAUGAGCAGCAUGGCCGACUCCAGCAUCGCUCGGACCACGGACCUCGCCAGCCACUCGCUGCCGCUUCACUCAGCUUUCUCGCACAAGCAGCGUGCCCCCUCCCCGCCACGGGUCCAUGAUCCUGAGAAGUUCCGCGAGUCGCGGGUGGGCGCUGCAGCGGUCCUGCACGACUUCUUCAAUGACGUCAAGGCGGACGCCAGCAGCGACACAUCAUCUGUUAAACAGGCUGAGCAUCCGAGAGAUGCCGUGCUGGGAGACAAUAGACAGUCCCAAGCCAGGAACUCCUCGAUCCAGGAUAGCCACGCCCGUAGCCCCGCCCGGCUGGCCAAGAAGACAGCUUCCGACCCAAGGCUCUCACGGUGGGAGAAGGCCCGCAUCAUGCGGAAGAUCACUCUGCAGGAGGAAGAGGAGCUGAAGAUCAACGGGAUCUCGCUCAGCGAGAUCGACCGGCUGACGUUCAAAGGUGAAGACGAGCAGAUACAAGACUUAAGGAUGAUGACCAAAAUAAGCAGCCAGGACUUGUACAUGAACUAACCUUCUAAACACCAUCAAGCGACCUGACCAUCAACAAUCCUCACAGUGUAUAAGGCGCAAAUUGCUACACGCAAAGAGGCUAGACCAGCUACAGGUCUUUACUUCCUUGAGAUCUUUGUUGAAGUGAACAACCAAACUUGAAACAUGAACAAGGAUUAAAGUUUGAUGCAGACUGACUUAUGAUCUAGAGUGAAGCAUAUGAUCUCUGUGUUAUAACAAUCGAGUGCACUUUUCAACAUUAAAAUGAAUUUAGACUUUGUGCAAGUAAGGUGUGAGGCAGCUGGGACAGUUUUCAUCGGAAUGUGUACAAUCUUGGCGCAAGAUCUAUACACCUAGUUGAAAUGUCUGCCCCACCAGAUUGUCUCUGCUUUGUAGCUGAGGCUUCUUUUGCAUGGAGCAUAUGCAGAGAAGUAGUGACUAGAGGUCGCCAUUGUUCGCCCCGUGCCUGAUUGGAAGGGGAUGGUGUAGAGCAUGAGUGACAAGGGAAGGGUAUAUGACUACCCUCUUCGCCGAUUCCUGUACCCUGUUAAUACAUAAUGUAAAAAUCACUGCAUACCAGGAAAGAAUGGUGUCCACUCACCUCACUGGUCCCCAUGCACUGGUAUCACAUAUUGAGAAUAACUGUGAACCAGUGAAGAAGUGGGAACCCUCACCUCACUGGUUCUCAUAUCCUGUGAACACAUACACAGAAUCACAGCAUACCAGGAAGAAUGGAGACCUCUAACAUGCUGGUUCCCAUAUCCUUUUACAUGUGGAGAAGUACUAUGUACCAGUGAAAAAGUGGGACCAUUCGCCUGAUUGGUUCCCAUGCUGUUUCACUGAAUGCAACCAGCGUGAUGCCGGACAGUAUGAAAGAAUGGAUUUUGCUAGUUAUAAGCUAUUUUGUAGCUGGCUGAUGCUUUUAUUUAGAGCUUAACGAAGAAAGUUGUAGAGCUGUUUGUAUUGCACUGUUUGAGUACUUUUUUCAUUUUCUGCCUUGCCCUAGAAAAAGUUCCAAAUUUCUUCUCACAAAUUCAGCUGGUCCAUGAAAGAUGUUUGAUUUUCAGCUAAAUUGUAGGAGAGAGAUCAGAUUUUUACCAUCAUUCCAGGCAAAUUCCAGCAUGUUACACUGGAAUAAUAUUUCCUUGGCAAUCCAAAAUGAUUUUUAAAAAGUCUGACAUAGUAAAAAAAUCUUUCAGCUGUUAGAAAUGCCCACUGAAAUUCUUCUGAGCGGUGUUGUGGUCGAGUCCAUCUCAAGUCCCAUCUCAAGUCCCGUCGCAAGUCCUGUCAUCGCGAGACUUGUCAUAAGUAACAGGAGGAACAAUGAUAAAGGAAUGCGUUUGUUGCCGUUCAUAGCUUGCGACUUGGCUCAAGACUGGGUGACUUGUCAUCCUGAUUCAACUACCCACUGCUUUUAAGAAGCUAGGCCCCCGUUCUGAGCAGGGCCAAAAUAUUUUAUGGUUUUUACCUGAGUUUCCUAAAAGCUUCGGUGUCAUUAUGUGGGGUCGUGUGCACGAAAAAAGGAAGGAAAGAUCUAUUGAGUUGUCUUGGUAAGGAUUAAUGUUGUGGGUUUUCUCGGUCCUUUUCUUUCGAAUUGUUUCCUGUUUGAAAGGAUUAAUUUUGAAAGGCUAGUUUAUUUACUGCCCAAAUUUGUAGCCAAGAGCUAUAUUUUAUUCGAGGACAAAAGCUCACUUUAAAGAGCACCUCUAAGGAAAAAACAUUUUCUCUGAUUUUAUUUGUUCAAAUAAAUAUGGAAGCA
Messenger RNA from Acanthaster planci (crown-of-thorns starfish), 4133 nucleotides. RefSeq lists its product as uncharacterized. Lineage: Eukaryota; Metazoa; Echinodermata; Asteroidea; Valvatida; Acanthasteridae. The record is from RefSeq and is a predicted model, not a curated record.